This is a messenger RNA of Syngnathus typhle (broad-nosed pipefish), 4384 nucleotides long. RefSeq names its product lysyl oxidase-like 4 (gene loxl4). Lineage: Eukaryota; Metazoa; Chordata; Actinopteri; Syngnathiformes; Syngnathidae. Gene Ontology annotation, molecular function: protein-lysine 6-oxidase activity; copper ion binding. Gene Ontology annotation, biological process: peptidyl-lysine oxidation. Bases 129 to 2543 code for a protein of 804 amino acids. The record is from RefSeq and is a predicted model, not a curated record. The transcript has 15 exons. Gene Ontology annotation, cellular component: membrane.
CAGGGAGGAGAUAUAUGGAGAAGGAGGGAUUGAAGUGAGGAGAUUUUUUUUUUGUAGACUCACUCCUUCACUCAAGACAUCCACGACUGCACACACACUUUGCUGUUUGUCAGAUCCCUCCUGUCACAAUGUCCCACGCUAUCUGCUUCAGCUGCUUUCUCUUCCUCUUCCUUGUGUCGCUCUCCGCUGCUGAGCCGCGCCGCACCGCUUCCGGUCAGCGCAGGGCGGCCCGUGCACCUGCCGCCAAGGUGCGUCUGGCGGGAAAUUCUGCGCGGGAGCCUAACGAGGGUCGUGUGGAGGUGCUGCACAACAACACGUGGGGCACCGUGUGCGACGACGAGGUGGACAUCCACCUGGCUAAUGUUGUGUGUCGAGAGCUGGGGUUCCAGGGCGGUGUCACGUGGGCACACAGCGCCAAGUAUGGGGAAGGAGAGGGUCCUAUAUGGAUGGACAACGUUCGAUGUAACGGUUCCGAGAAGUCCAUAAAGGACUGCAAGCACAACGGCUGGGGGGUGAACGACUGCAAGCACGCGGAAGACAUGGGGGUGGUGUGCACCACGGAGCGCAGGCGGGAGCAGACAAACGGCACCGGAGACCACAGCAAUGCCAUCAGCUCCAAUGGGAUUCCCUCGCCAGGCCUCAUGGCUACCCGCAGGCACUCCGGAUAUGGCUAUAAUGGGAACGGACAUCCAUACGAGGUUCCCAGAAUCCACAGGCAGCGACUUCACCAGGGUCACAGCAAGGUCCGAAUCGAGGAGGUCCGCCUGAGGCCCAUCCUCAUGUCGACUAAGAAGAAGACCUUGGUGACUGAAGGUGUGGUGCAAGUGAAGCACGCGGGGAGAUGGAGGCAGGUGUGUGACAUGGGCUGGAGUCUGAACAGCAGCAGAGUGGUGUGCGGGAUGCUCGGCUUUCCCGACGCCGCUCAGCCCAACCUCAAAACGUACAAGAAAAUAUGGGACACCAAGGUGGCAGAUCCUUCAACAAGGUUGAGCCUCAUAUCCAAGAAGAAGGGCUUCUGGGUAGAGAAGGUCAACUGCCUGGGCACUGAGAACACCUUGUCCGAGUGCCUUGGUCAGCUCUCAAUCCCUCGUAGCCCUACCCCCUGCAAGAACGGACGGCACGCUGUGGUCAAAUGUGUUCCGGGCCCUCAGUUUUCCAGGAUUUCCUCAGGGAGACCUCAAGCCCCGUACCCAGUUGUGCCUGUGCGUCUGAAGGCCGGGCCCAGGCUCGGCGAGGGUCGUGUGGAGGUGCUCCGAGACGGAAAAUGGGGCACCAUUGUGGACCACUUGUGGGACCGGACGGCGGCUAGUGUGGUGUGCAGAGAGCUGGGCUUCGGUUCCGCCCAGGAUGCACUGCAAGGCGCCUUUAUGGGUCAAGGUACCGGACCCAUCCACAUGAACAGCGUGCAAUGCACGGGGACCGAGGGCUCCAUCCUUGACUGCUUCUUCCAGGAGGUUCAACCGUGGACGUUCAAACACAGCCAGGAUGCUUCAGUGCGCUGUAACGUCCCUAAAACUGGCACAGAGUACACGGUGCGUCUGGCUGGUGGCAGGGUUCCUUCAGAAGGCCGAGUGGAGGUGCUAAUGGACGUGGGCGGUCGUAAGCGUUGGGGUUCAGUCUGCAGUGAGAACUGGGGCAUCAAUGAGGCAAUGGUGGUGUGCAGACAACUUGGUUUUGGAUUUGCUGCGAGUGCACAUCAGGAUACCUGGUACUGGUCCAGCGACCCAAAUGCAGCCGAGCUGAUCCUAAGCGGAACUCACUGCGUCGGCACCGAGUUCUCGGUUCAGCAGUGUCGCCGUAACAAUCACAUGCACUGUCCGCGAGGCGGUGGACCGAAGGCGGCUGGGGUCACCUGCUCAGAGACGGCUCCUGACCUCGUUCUGGAUGCCCAACUGGUCCAGGAGACGGCCUACCUGGAAGACCGCCCGCUGCACCUGCUGAGCUGCGCCAAUGAGGAAAACUGUCUGUCCUCCUCGGCCGCCCGCAUGAACUGGCCCUACGGCCACAGACGCCUGCUCCGCUUCUCUUCGCGCAUCAUGAACCUGGGACGCUCCGAUUUCCGACCCAAAGGGACGAGGGAGAGCUGGACUUGGCACCAGUGUCACAGGCAUUAUCACAGCAUUGAGGUUUUCACGCAUUAUGACCUGCUGACUCUCAACGGCACCAGGGUUGCAGAGGGACACAAGGCCAGUUUCUGUCUGGAGGAUACGUUUUGUCCGGACGGUAGCCAGAAGCGCUUUUCCUGUUACAACAUGGGCGACCAGGGUAUCUCUGUAGGCUGCUGGGAUACCUACCGCCAUGAUAUUGACUGUCAGUGGGUUGACGUGACGGAUGUGCGGCCUGGAGAUUACAUCUUCCAGGUGGAAAUCAACCCCUCUAUGGACAUGGCUGAGUCGGACUUCAUGAACAACGUGAUGCGCUGUCGCUGCAAGUACGACGGCCAUAGAGCUUUUAUGUACGGCUGUCACGCAGGGGACGCAUACAGCGCGGAGAUUGAAGACCUGUUUGAGCACCAAAGGGAAAUAACCAACAACUUUGUGUAGAGAGUUUAAAAGUCUUCCUGACGCUGCUCUCGGGUGGGCAUAGGGUGAUGACCUCAUGGCCUCUGGGAAGCUUACAAUCGCAGCCACAUUAACAAAGAACACGGAAAAAAAUGCCUGGCUUGGCAGCGGAUCAAACGUCACAUCAAUGAGACUCAAGCAGACGGGCCAAACAAAAGAGCGACUCAUGCAGCACUUGCUGUUAUUAUUUUAAUAAGGUAUGUUAAUAUCACUUUUUUUUUUUUCAAUACUGAAUGUGGACUACUUUGAUUUUCCAAACAUUACACAUAUGGAAUACUAUUGAAUAUUUCGUGUGGGAGUACUUGGCAAAGCUUAUAACCAAUAUGAGAUAUAUAGAUCAUAUAUAGUUUGUUUUUUUUGCUGCAAAUAGAUCUUGGAGGCAUUUUAGAAAUACUUAUUGCAUCAGCUAUGGACAUGAAACCGUGCUUUGGAAUUUUACAUCAUUACAUCAGACAAAGCUUCUUUUUUUAUUAAAGUCAGUCAUUUCUAAUUUAGAACAAAUACAAUUGUUAUCAUCUCAACAAGCUUACAACAUUUAGUAAUAAUUUUAUGUAACAAAGCACUUUAUCUUUUUUACAUCAGUAUUCUUGUAAUCUCUUCAAUUAGCUACCAUAUCAACCUUUACCAGAAUGCUUAAUAUAUAUUUUUUUUAGUACAGUGAAAUAUAAAGUUGGUGUUUUCAUAUUCACAUGUAGUUUUUAUACUGAUAUUUAAUUUAUUCAUAGGGUUCACACAACAUAUUCAGAAAGAGGUUAGUUUUCUUUUUUCCUUUCCAUCAUCCAUAGCAAUGGAACCUUUACAGUAAGAUACAGAUGAAUUAUUCUAUUUUCAAUGUGGUUAUUAAAACGCAACUGUCUGGAUUUUCUCUGCCAGCUUUUUGGAUGGGAGGGAACAACAGUGUCACACGACCACAUGUUUGUGGCGGGCAUGCCAACAGGCUUUGAAAGCAUAAAUAUAUGUAGAAAUUAUAUAUAAAAAAGCCUUUUAAUUAUGUCUGUUUGGGUUAGUUUUAAGGUUAGGGUUAAGACUAUAGCGGGUGCUUUUAUGCACACUGGGGAAAAUCUUUUUUCAUAAAAGCGAGACAGAGGCUGACUGAUAUGAUUUAGAAGUGGAAAAAGAUUAUUUAAUUUUUUUUUUACUACCAGAGAUGAUUUUUAAAUGAAUAAUAUUUGUUCCUUUCAACACUUGUUCUUACUUUGUUAUUCAACUACAUUUUGCAAAAUCCUAAUUACAAUAUUCGCUGUGUACAAUUAACUGUGUAACUUGUAACAUUCUCCCAACGUUUUCCAUAGAAAAUAUAUAAAGUAUAAAACAUAUUUAUCAAACGACUUACUUUCCUAAAGAUGACCUUUGUAUUUUCUAGCCUUUCAAAAUCAACAACAUUCCACCUAGCAUAAAAAUGGGCUGUUUAUUUGUGCGUAUGUACAAUUGCUGUUUAUAGUCUAUUGUUAUUUAAAAUUGUAUGCAGUUGGCUUCAUGUUCAUCAUAUGUACAAUAAGUGUAGCAACCCGAUGGCCAGUGAGAGUGUGAGCCAAAUGGUGCUUCUUUAAAAUCUCCUUCAUAGAAAGCUGAGCUCUCAGGGACUUAGACCUCAUUGAACACGUGUCCUGCAUGUGAUCGGUUGCUUUUUUGCUGUGAUGCACACGUACACACAAUUGUAAUCAUUUGUACCCCAUCUUUUUAUUCUCUGGUGCAAAUGUAUGAUUGUUGUAUUUGUGCUGGAAGAAACAGGGGGGAUAAGUGCGGAUAAACACUGGCUGAGUCAUUUCAAAUCACCAUCCAUCAUGACUGUGAAUUAAUAAAACUUCAUUGUCACACACUAA